AUGAGCCUCCUCGCCCAUCUCGCCCUCUCCGCCGCCGUCGACUGGACGACGACGCUCUCCCUCAUUUUUGGUGGCUGCUGCAGUAAUGCGCUCACGCUCGAGCAGCUCACCCGCGCCCACCCGCGCGCCGGCGCCCUCAUCACCUUCGCCCAAUUCGCGUUCACCGCGCUCGUCAUGCUCCCCACCAUGGUCGCCCUCCGCCCGCUGCCCUUCGCACGCAAGAUCAAGCUGCCGUGGCUGCGGCGGCGCCGCGUCCCGCUCGCGCCGUACCUCGUGCAGGUCGCGCUCUUCUCCACCGUCUCGCGCCUCAACAACGCCGCGUUCGCGUACGCGAUCCCCAUGCCCGUCCACAUCAUCUUCCGCUCCGGCGGGCUCGGCGUCAGCAUGCUCAUGGGUUGGGCCAUUGGUGGGAAGAGAUACACCGCCGCCGAGGUGUUCUCCGUGCUCCUAGUGAGCGCCGGCGUCGUGCUCACCACGUUGUCCGCGUCAAGCCCUAAGCCGCGCGCGAACGCCGCCGCUUCCGCUCCCAUUCUCGCUCCCGCAGGGCAGUACGCGACUGGCAUCGCGCUCCUCGCGCUCGCGCUGGUCCUAGGCGGUGCGCUGGGGCUCACCCAGGACUGGAUCAACGCAACGUACGUGCGCCCGCCGCCCGCCGCCGCCGCCGCCGCCGCCACGCGCGAGAAGGAGGACAACUCCGCGCACGCGAACGGGCACGCGAGCGGCGCCGCGACGAACGGAGACGCCCCAGCGCACGCAAAGCCGCGGGCGAAGGAGGACGGGCCCGCGGCGUGGCAGGAGAGCCUGUUCUACCUCCACUUCCUCUCCCUGCCCACCUUCUACUUCGCCCGACACGACCUCGCCACGCAAGCCCGCGCGCUCGCCGCGAGCGCGCCCCUCGCAAUCCCUCUCGCAAUCCCCGCCGCGCUCUCCGCGCACCUCCCCGCUGCGUUCGCCUCCGCCUCCGACUUCACGCUGUACCCGCCGUUCGGGCUGUCGAAGCCCGUGCCGUUGGCAGUGGCGCUUUCCGUGCCGAGCGGAUGGGUCGCGCUCGCCCUCACGACGGUGACGGCGGUCGUCUGCAGCGCCGGCGUGAAUCGGCUGACGGCGCGGGUGUCCAGCCUGACCGUCACGCUCGUGCUCGUCGUCCGCAAGGCGCUCUCCAUGGUGCUCUCCGUCGCAUUCUUCAACGGCGCCGGGGCGGGUGCCGUGCACGCCCCGACGAUGUGGGCAGGCGCUGCGCUAGUUUUCCUCGGCACAAUGGGGUACGCGGCGUCGCGGAGGGCGAAGGCGGCGAAGACGAAGAAGGAUUGA
Molecule: messenger RNA, 1311 nt
Organism: Epithele typhae
Lineage: Eukaryota; Fungi; Basidiomycota; Agaricomycetes; Polyporales; Epitheliaceae
Product: UAA transporter
Exons: 3
Coding region: 1-1311 (436 amino acids)
Biological process (GO): transmembrane transport
Cellular component (GO): Golgi membrane; endoplasmic reticulum membrane
Molecular function (GO): UDP-N-acetylglucosamine transmembrane transporter activity
Source: RefSeq, a predicted model, not a curated record